GGAGCAUCAGCUGAGCUGUGACCUCACUCCUCUGCUGUCUUUUCUCCCUCAUUCCCUUGGAUAUGUUCAAAAACUGAACUUGUAUUUCUGACAGACACCUUUCUCACCCUGCUGGUUCAAGCUGAGCAUUUCGUCUCUCAUUUCCGAACAGUCUUUUUUUUCGGUUUUUAAUCCGGUUUCUUCGGGAUAUUUGUUGGCAGACGGAGCGACUCGACCAAGUUUUUUGCUCCCAUCCUGUGUGUGGAGGAAUGAGAGCGGAGAGGAAAAGCCACGACCCGCAUAAUUGAGUGAACAAAAGAGAGGAAAGCUCGGGAAUAAUCGCCCAAAUGGAGGAAAAUCCUCUGCAGGCAGCAACACCUUUCUGCUCUGAAUUGAACGUAGACUCUACAAGGCCUGACCCAGAGGGGGAGAGCAGCCCUCCGCACAUGGAGAACUUCCAGGGAAAGGAGUCCCCUGCUAAGAAAGACCCAGACCAGAGAUUGACAACACCAACAAAGUGUGAUGUCAUCCCACCCUCACCUGGGUCACCAGCAUCACCCCACCUAAAGACAAAAAGAGAUAUUAAGAAGUCAGAUGAGAGGCAGAAGCUUGCCAAGGAGCGCAGAGAUGAGAAAGCCAAGUAUCUGGAAGAGCUCAGCAUUUUACAAGCUGCUAAAAAGAACCAGUGGUUGGAGAAGGAGGAGAAGGCACGGCAGCUGAGAGAGCAGCAGCUGGAGGAGCGCCGUAAAAAGCUUGAGGAACAGCGUAUCAAGGCGGAAAAGCGGCGAGUUGCCCUGGAGGAAAGACAGAAACAGAAACUGGAGAAGAACAAAGAACGCUAUGAGGCAGCAAUCCACAGGUCAACCACAAAGACUUGGGCAGAAAUCCGUCAACAAAGACGGUCCUGGGCUGGAGGGCUAAACCAGAACUCAAGCCAGAAAGAGAGCAGAUGCUCUGUGUCAACGGUCAACCUGCCCAAACAUGUGGACUCUGUUAUAAACAAGCGACUGUCCAAGUCCUCCGCCACCCUCUGGAACUCCCCCAGCAGAACCCACGGCCUUGCACUGAGUCCCUGGGAGAGCAGUAUAGUGGACCGACUGAUGACCCCGACACUGUCGUUUUUGGCCCGUAGCCGCAGUGCUACCAGUGUCCUCAGCAAUGGCAAAGAUGGUCAUUCUCAUCUCUGCCCCCGUUCAACCUCAGCCAGCCCUCUGACCCUGUGCGCCCACCAGCCCCACCGCCGCUGCUCUGACCGCUGGAGGGUGACUUCCAGCACGCCAGACAUCACUCAGCGCCAACAAAGACGAAGCUCUACACCAAUUGAUAAAAUGAAGAAAGAAAAGAGAGACAAGGAGCGGGAGAAUGAGAAGGAGAAAAGUGCCCUCACAAAAGAGAAGGUGCUUAAAAAGCGACAGUCUCUGCCCGCCAUGAAACCCAGACCUGAUGCAAGUCCUAGUUCUUUAUCAAGACAACGGCCGUCAUCUCCAGCCACACUUAAGGGUCGAACUGCUUCUCCUAGCCCCGCUGCUUCCCCCAAGCUGCCAACCACACGUGGCAGCCCAUCGACUCCUAAGAACCGGCCCCAAAGAGCCCAGACCCCUGCCAGGAUAGACCACCGCACAUCCUCCCCUGUCGCACUUCAGAGGAUGAAGGACCCUCGCAGAUCUGCCACCCCUGAGAACAAAAGGGUUCCUGCUACUGCAGCGUCCUCAGGCCCGACAUUGAGCACACAAAUCACAACUGCUGCCGUUACCUCGUCACCUGAGCCAGUCCAGCCAGCCCCUCCCGUCCCAGCUGUGUCUCCUGCACCUUCCCCGUCAGCCAAACCCAUGGCAGGCACCACUGAUCCGGAGGAGGCGGCUCGCAUCCUCGCUGAGAGACGCCGACAGGCCCGUGAGCAGAGGGAGAGGGAGGAGCAGGAGCGCCGUGAGCAGGAGGAGAAGGAGAGGAUUUUGAGGGAUGAGCGAAUAGCAAGAGAAGCAGAGGAGAGGCGUCGCAGGGAAGAAGAAGCUCGAGCCAUGGCUGAGGAGCAGCGGCGGAUGGACGAAGCUCAGCGUCUGCAGGAGGAGAAGGAGGCACAAGAGAAAGCCAAGGCUGAGCAGGAGGAGAAUGAACGCCUCCAGAGACAGAAAGAAGAAGCUGAGGCUAAAGCCCGGGAGGAGGCGGAAAGGCAGCGUCUGGAGCGGGAGAAACACUUCCAGAAGGAGGAGCAGGAGAGGCUGGAGAGAAAAAAGCGUAUUGAUGAGAUCAUGAAGAGGACACGCAAGACGGAUGGAGGAGAUCAGAAGGAGACAAAGUCCUCCCCACUAACACACGUCAAUGAUAAAGAGGCAGAGAGCAGCAACGCAUCUGCAGACUAUCAGCCAAGGACAGACGUCAGCAUGCCCACUGACACGGCAGAGAAUGGACAAAGAGAGAGUCCCCCAGUCCAAGUGGUCAAUGGAGUGAAGCCUGACAGACAUGAGAACGGUCUGUCCACCAAAGGAGACGGUGUCCACUUGGAAGACAUCAUCCAUCUCACCAACCACGGCAACACUGCUAACGGAGAACGGGACAAACGUGAGACUAGCAUGGCCACCGAGCCCAUCCUGAGUUUUGAAAGUGAGGAGACAUUCAUGAAAAAAGCAGGUCCCAUGAAUCCUCAGCAUGUAGCAGAGGUCCUGUGACGUGAUGCAGCACUGACCUCUGUGACCCCAACCAUCGCUCACAAGAGGAGCUCGACCUGCUGUUCUCCAGAGCACAGCCCUGUGACCUGUGCCAAUCAACAAUUUUUUUUUUUUUUUUUUGAGCUGCCAAAACACAAAAAUACGCCUCUCUGUGAUGGGAAAAAGCAGACAGAGAUGAUGGACAAAGUGUCAGCACUCGAUGCAAAGACAAAACGGGAUGAAAUGUGUUACGGUGCACACCACGUCGGCGUUCAUGUUCGCAGUGAAAAGUCACUUUUUUACUUGACAGGAUCAACUUGUACAUACUCGUAAUAGUGCAGCAGACUUCCUGCUUUUACACUGAAUGGUUUUCAUUGUGCUUAUGUUUUAGUUAUUUAACUAAAUGGAUUAGAAAUGACUGGGUACAUUUUUGUGAAUAAUGUAAAUGAACUUUGCAUUGGACAAAGGAGGGAUGAAACGUUGUAAGAAAGGGAGAUGUUUUAAGCUGCUCCCCUCUGAGGAGACCUUUUAAGUGAAACCUGGAUCUUCUACCUGGCUUGUAAAAGCCCAGUUUUUAUUUCCUUUGUAAAAUUAUACUGAGAUUGAAGCAAACAUGCACAUUCACUGGCUUCUUACUGUGUGUAAACAUUUUUAUUGCGUCCGACCUGAAUCUUAUUGUAUGCAGACCUGGAUGUAAUGACUUCAUAAGCUUGAGAAGAACUCAUAAAUUUAAGGUCAAAUGAG
Thalassophryne amazonica is the source of this 3368-nucleotide messenger RNA. It is a transcript of the gene map7d1a, whose product is annotated as MAP7 domain containing 1a. Gene Ontology annotation, cellular component: microtubule cytoskeleton. The transcript is spliced from 19 exons. Gene Ontology annotation, biological process: microtubule cytoskeleton organization. NCBI's taxonomy places the organism in Eukaryota, Metazoa, Chordata, Actinopteri, Batrachoidiformes, Batrachoididae. The record is from RefSeq and is a predicted model, not a curated record. The coding region runs from base 327 to 2645 and encodes 772 amino acids.